Humulus lupulus (European hop) is the source of this 1233-nucleotide messenger RNA. RefSeq lists its product as uncharacterized. The transcript is spliced from 3 exons. The coding region runs from base 1 to 1233 and encodes 410 amino acids. Lineage: Eukaryota; Viridiplantae; Streptophyta; Magnoliopsida; Rosales; Cannabaceae. The record is from RefSeq and is a predicted model, not a curated record.
AUGACAUGCCUGAAAAACACAACUUACUCCUUGCUUAUGAAUGGUAGGGUUCAAGGUAGUUUCAAGGGAGAGAAAGGGCUGCGUCAAGGUGAUCCUAUGUCUUCGCUUUUGUUUGUUCUAAUCAUGGAGUAUCUUACUCGGGGUCUCCAACUGGCAGCUCAUGAUUCCACUUUCAGAUUUCACCCCAUGUGUAAAAGUCUUAAACUCCUUAAUCUUUGCUUUGCUGAUGAUUUUAUUUUAUUUUGCAAGGGGACUCUUUCUGCUGUUAGAGUGUUCAAAGUAGCUCUUGAGGAUUUUAGUGCUGCAAUAGGGCUCUCUAUUAAUACUAGUAAAUCACACAUCUUUUUUGGAGGAGUUAAUGCAACAGAUAAAAGGAUUAUAGAUCGUGAGAUUCAACUCUCUGAAGGGACAUUUCCUCUUAAUUAUCUAGGGGAUCCUAUGCGGCCAACUAAGUGGAAACAUGAAGACUUUUUAUUUGGGCUUCGUAAUUACUGGAUGAGCAUCUUUGUGCUUCCCCGAAGUGUUGUUAAGGAAGUGGAAAAACUUUGCCAUGAAUUUCUCUGGGGAAUAACUGGAAAUAGAAGCAAGAUCCAUAUUGUUUCUUGGCAGAAGGAGAAGCAUGAUUUACUGUGGGUCAAAUGGAUUAACUCAAUAUACUUGAAAGGCUCUAAUUUCUGGAACUACAAGUUGAAGCCUGAUUGCAACUGGAAUCGGAGGAAGCUUUGUCAUAUGAGGGGAAAAUUUAGCUUAGCUGAGGUGAAUGUUGCUUGUAUAACAGGGAGGUUUAUGGCUUCUAAACUCUAUAAUAGUACCUUGAGGCAACAGCCGGUGGGAUAUCAUCAAGUUGUUUGGUGUAAGCUUUCUAUUCCUAAGCAUCGUUUCUUACUUUGGCAAGUGGUUAACUCUCAGCUUCUCACUAGAGACAACAUGCUCAGGUUUUGUAUUACUAUUGACUGUUUGUUAUGUCCUGUUUGUGGUUCCCAUAAUGAGAGUCACACUCAUCUUUUCUUUGAGUGUUGUCUUUCUAAGAAGAUAAUUGAUUUAAUCUUUGCUUGGAUGGGGUUUAGAGCUUGGCCUGGUGAGUUUAUUAGUUGGACAGUUUGGAUUGCAAGUAGAAGACCUGGAAUCAUCUCCUCUAUUACCGAUAUGAUUUGGCUGUUGUUAUAUAUUACAUUUGGAGGAACCGAAACAGAUGUAUUUUUGAUGGGUUUACUAGGACAGCUGACUGUAUAG